This is a messenger RNA of Linum trigynum, 3892 nucleotides long. Lineage: Eukaryota; Viridiplantae; Streptophyta; Magnoliopsida; Malpighiales; Linaceae. The record is from the annotation of a GenBank genome assembly.
GGUACAACAAUAAAUUGUAGAAUGAAGAAAAUUAGUUGAAGAGAACCCAUUUUGAUGACAAUAUUAUAUAUGUAUAGAAAAUAUCAAAUAUUAUGAGAAGAAUAAAGACCAUUUCUAGAUAAAUGCAUACACAUAUGUCUAAUCAGAAGGGUUCGGGCUGGAUAUAGAGAAAAAAAUGUUCACCCAUCACCGCAAUAUUCAUAUUCGGGUUUUGCUCAUACCCGUCAUAAAUCCUCCAAGUUGGGGUUUUGCUCUACCCGAUUAAGUCGAAUUCUGGCGAAUAUCCACAGGUGUUGAUACUUUUGCCAUCCUUAGCCAACAGGGCAUGGUUGUCAUGUUGGUGGUAAUGUUGGUCGGUACAACCAGAUUCAACGGUACUAGUUGUAAACCUAACUGGAAUAUCCUCGAUACGACUGACAUGAUCGAUUUUCGUUAUUUAAACAAAAUGACGUCCAACGAAUUUAAUACAAAAAAAUAUUGAACUAUUUUUUAAAAUUGAAAGUUAAACGUUGAUGUCAUCUGUUGGGUUCGGGAAUGAAUGUUUAGAUGUUUAUGUUAUCUGUUGGAUUCAAGUAUAAACUUAUGGGUGUUGUCGUUAAAUGUUGUAUUUAAAUAUGCGGAUUUGUUUAUUUUGUUUGGAGUGUUGUAUUUUAUUUAAAUAUGGAUACAAAUAUUAGACCAUAACAUUUGCUAAAUAAUUGGUAUGAACUGAGAUAAAUCGAUUAAAAAUCUGUCAGACCAUACCAUUUGCCUAAUCUACAUAACGAUAUAAACCGAUUUGACAACAAUGAGAGCAUUUUCCCCUAUAAUACAGAGAGCAUUACUAGAUACUAGACUAGUAGUACAUGUAGCACACAACACAAUCAAACAGAAAUCAUUAUUGAGAUGGCGACAUUCGAUGGGGGAAUAUCCUGUUAUUUUCCAGUGGUGUACAUAAUUUGUUGUUAUACAUUAUAUCCACAAAAUCUUUGUUUGGGUAUGAGUUUAGAUUGAUCUUCUGUUCUUUUCAACUCAAACCAUUUAUCCAAAAUCGAAAUAAUUGCAUGCAUCUGAAUGUGGCCCAAUGCCCAAAGCAAAGGUAAAAAAUGUUCAAUAAAUGAGCACUUCUCUGUCAGUACCCCACCCUCAGCUCGGAGUAGAUGGUGUAUGUAAAGAAAAUCAAGUAAUACGAUAUUUUAUGUUGAAAUUGUGAUUUAAUUGUUUUAUAUUAUUAAAAUUAUGUAUUGGUUCAAAUUUCAAUAAUAAUGUUUUCGGUUGAAAUGUUAUUACAGAAUAUGAUUUUGUAAAUAUGGAACAUAAUGUCAAGAUGAGGAACAAUAAUGUCCUAGUCCGAGCUUGUACAAAAGUUUGAACAAUCUCAGGAGUUGAUCUAGUGGUAAAUGGUAAUGUGGGCAUACAUUCAUCACACUAUGAGUUCGAACCUUUGAGACCAAUAAUUAUCAGAAGAAAAAAGGUUUGAACAAUCUCAAGGUUGCGAUGAGUUUUUUGUUUUUACUUUUAAAAUUGACUGUAUUUUUUUAUUUUUCUAUUCUAUCAAUAGGUAACCAUGAUAAACUCGAAAUAAUGACCCAAUUCAUGAGAACGAAGACUCAAAUAACGACUGGAGAUAGAGCAUGGAUGACAAUGGGAGGUUUUGGGGUUAAUUUUUCUAAAUCAUUUCAUUCAUAAUUAGUAAUUACAUAAACUCACAGUUUUCGGUUACCCGUGAGUAAUACUUGUCCCGUAAAUCUAAUACUAAUAUAUAUGGAAUUUCACAUGUAUAUCUUCAGUUAUAACACUAAACGCACCUAAUAAAUCACAAAAUCAACAAAGAUACAAACAUUCUCAAUAUGAAUUCAAAGCAUCCACUCCUAAAAUAUACAUUAGUUCAUAAGACAAAGUACCCAAAUCAUUCAUCUCUAAGUCCGACACAUGACACCUCUGCUAAACAAUAAACAACUAACAUUAAAUUUUGUUAACAAAGGGGAGAGAAAGUGAAAGAAAGAGAAAAUUAAAUUACAUUCAACUCUUUUUUUUUAUGAUCCGUCUUGUCAUCGAAAGGUUAUAAUAUGAUCCCUAUAUUUUUAAUAUAGGAAGAAAAUUUUUGGGGAUAUAAAUAUGAGUAUAUGACUGUAUGAAGUCAAAUCCGUCUCGUCCUCAUCAAAUGUUUUGUGGGUUUAUCCAUACCCAUCCUAUACCAAUCAAUACAAAUAUUCUUCGUAUUGACUUAAUCGAAAGUGAUCGAAUAUGUACGAUUGCUGGUUUGAUUGUCAUCUCCAACCUAGAGGACCCAAAAUCGGUUAAUAAGGAGACCUUCCAAGUUCCAGCUGAAUGUAGUAACUUCUAUUCACUUCCAAGUUCCAACCCAUUAAGCUGUCACAGUUAAAAAGAAAACCAUGGUCGAUUGGUCCUGAAGAACUUCCCUGGAGGCCUGGACCACAAUGAUAUGAAUCAUCUACCGUCACUCUGUCAGAGAGUUUGUGACUAACAGUAGUAGAAGAUCCUAUUUUAAGAGAACGGAAGAGAUGCUCUGCUUGGCCUUUUUGGGUCUGGUUCGUCGUCGCAUUCUGCACUUUCCCCCCUUUCCUCACUUUCGUUGGUUACUCCUUCCUUCAUUCCUUAGCUCAGCUCCCUCCCCACUUCCUCUUCUUACUUUUGCCGGCCAAAGAUGGUUUCUUUGGCCCAGGCUCUGGCGGUUUCCUACCCCGCCGGAUUCCCCUGCACCAGCUCUCACGCACCUCCUCGCCGGUGGAGCUCCGGCCGGUUAAUUACUCGGCCAGAUCACAAUUCGAGGUUGAGAUGGCGAUCCAAGGCGGCGGAAUCCGAUAACACUCCUCCUCCUCCUCCUAAUUCUCUGCCUUCGACUUUCGCCGCUUCCGUUGACGCCGCCGACUCUGCUGCUGCUGGAUUUUGCAUCAUAGAAGGGCCGGAGACGGUGCAGGACUUCGACAAGAUGGAAUUGCAGGAGAUCGAUGACAACAUUCGGAGCCGGAGGAACAAGAUCUUCCUGCUCAUGGAGGAGGUCCGGCGGCUGAGGAUACAGCAGCGGAUCAAGCGCGCUGAAGUUGGAAAACCGGAGACCGACCUCCCUGAUUUCCCUUCUUUCAUCCCAUUCUUGCCUCGUCUGACUGCAGCAAACCUUAAAGUGUAUUAUGGCACUUGCUUUACUCUCAUCUCUGGGAUCAUCAUCUUCGGCGGCCUCUUAGCCCCAGCUCUGGAGCUGAAGCUGGGAUUAGGAGGCACCACAUAUGCUGAUUUUAUUACCAGUAUGCAUCUGCCAAUGCAGUUGAGUCAGGUGGAUCCGAUCGUGGCAUCGUUCUCCGGUGGAGCGGUUGGAGUGAUCUCGGCAUUGAUGGUGGUGGAAGUGAACAAUGUGAAGCAGCAGGAGCACAAGAGAUGCAAAUAUUGUAUUGGUACUGGGUAUCUUGCUUGUGCUCGAUGUGCAAACACCGGAACCCUCGUCCUAAUCGAGCCAGUUUCGACGACAGUCGGUGGUAGCGAAGGGGAAAGACCGCUGUCGGUGCCCAAAACGGAAAGGUGCCCGAAUUGCUCCGGGUCGGGGAAAGUGAUGUGCCCUACGUGCCUAUGCACUGGUAUGGCUAUGGCGAGCGAGCACGACCCGCGAAUCGACCCGUUUGAUUGAAAAAAAUGUGAGGUUUGUAUGGCAAGGAAACAAUCUUUUUUUUUUUUCUUCUGUUUUGAUGCAAGGAGCUUCAUCCAUGUGGUGUUGUAUUCAUCUAACUGUUGGCUGUUGCUAUGUGCGCAGCUGAAACCGGUAAUGUUGUUGUAAAGAUGACUAAUUAAUAAAGUGGUCUCUCUUUUCCUCUUUGUGUUUCAAAGGGGUUUUCACUUUUCAGCUGGAAAUAGUGAAAAUGAGUUGGAAUUCGUAAAAGAUUAAAUUUUAUUUUAUUUA